Messenger RNA from Salvia splendens (bonfire salvia), 5280 nucleotides. Its product is annotated as myosin-11. Lineage: Eukaryota; Viridiplantae; Streptophyta; Magnoliopsida; Lamiales; Lamiaceae. Gene Ontology annotation, molecular function: microfilament motor activity; ATP binding; actin filament binding. The record is from RefSeq and is a predicted model, not a curated record. Bases 362 to 4993 code for a protein of 1543 amino acids. Gene Ontology annotation, cellular component: cytoplasm; membrane; myosin complex. The transcript is spliced from 38 exons. Gene Ontology annotation, biological process: actin filament organization.
AUAGAUCCAUGAACCAAUUGCUCCAUAAACAAAGUGACAUUCUCAUAUUUGCUGUAAAUUGAAAAGAGAGUCGAGAGAGAAAUAGGGAAGGUGCGGUUUCUAUAAGCCACUAAUUUCCAUGGAAGCAUUUGAGAUCCGAAAUUGCAGGAGCAACGCCAUGCAAAAACUAUGGAUACUGAGACCACUCCUCCCCCAAACGGAAAACUUCAUCAUCAUUCGCCCAAAUUCUCGCAUUUGCUUUUCAGUUUCACGGCGCUUUCUUCAAUCGAAUCAUGCACACGUUACUGUCGUCUCUGGACAGUGACAUCAGAUGAGAAGGUCACACACCACAACGGGGAAUUAGAGAUUUAAGAUACACAAAAUGGAUACUCCAGUGAAUAUAAUUGUUGGAUCCGAUGUCUGGGUUGAAGACCCUGCAGUGGCUUGGAUUGAUGGGCAUGUUACCAAAAUCAAAGGCAAUGAAGCUGUGAUCCAGAGGAGUGAUGGGAAGGAGGUCGUUGUCAAGUUAUCAAAACUUUAUCCUAAAGAUACGGAAGCUCCUCCUGCAGGUGUUGAUGACAUGACGAAGCUGUCUUACCUGCAUGAGCCUGGGGUGCUGGACAAUCUGAGAAUUAGAUAUGAACUCAAUGAAAUUUAUACGUACACUGGAAAUAUUUUGAUUGCUAUAAAUCCUUUCCAAAAAUUAAGUCAUUUGUAUAAUUCACACAUGAUGCAACAAUACAAGGGAGCUCCUUUAGGAGAACUAAGCCCUCAUGUCUUUGCAAUUGCUGAUGUAGCAUACAGGGACAUGAUAAAUGAAAAGAAAUGCAACUCUAUCCUGGUUAGUGGUGAAAGUGGAGCGGGUAAAACAGAGACAACAAAAAUGCUUAUGCGGUACCUAGCCUAUUUAGGAGGCCGUGCAGCUACAGAAGGACGCACUGUUGAACAACAAGUCCUUGAAUCGAACCCUGUUCUUGAAGCAUUUGGCAAUGCUAAAACUGUUAGAAAUAACAAUUCCAGUCGUUUUGGUAAAUUUGUGGAGAUUCAGUUUGACAAGCAUGGGAGAAUAUCAGGAGCAGCUAUCAGAACCUACCUUCUUGAAAGAUCUCGUGUUUGCCAAGUUUCUGAUCCUGAGCGUAACUAUCACAUCUUUUACCUCUUAUGUGCAGCACCAAAAGAGGAAAUUGACAAGUACAAAUUAGAUCAUCCUAAAUCAUUUCACUAUCUUAACCAAUCAAAAUGCUAUGAGCUGGUUGGUGUGAGUGAUGCCAAUGAGUACCUUGAGACUAGACGGGCAAUGGAUAUAGUUGGGAUAAGUAAAUCAGAUCAGGAAGCAAUAUUAAGGGUAGUUGCUGCUAUCCUUCACAUUGGUAAUAUUGAAUUUGGAAAGGGAAAAGAAGUCGACUCAUCGAUCCCGAAAGAUGACAAAGCCCAAUUCCAUCUGAAAACAACUGCCGAACUUCUAAAGUGUGAUCCUGUGGCAUUGCAAGAUGCACUUUGUAAACGUGUGAUGAUCACUCCUGAAGAAGUUAUCAAGAGAUGCCUUGACCCUCUUAGUGCUACAUUUAGCAGGGAUGGAUUGGCUAAGACAAUAUAUUCUAGACUGUUUGAUUGGCUGGUGGAUAAGAUCAAUAACUCAAUUGGGCAAGAUAAAAAUUCAAAAACUCUGAUUGGGGUCCUAGAUAUUUAUGGUUUCGAGAGCUUUAAACACAACAGUUUUGAACAGUUCUGCAUCAACUUUACAAACGAGAAGCUGCAGCAACAUUUUAAUCAGCACGUCUUUAAAAUGGAACAAGAAGAAUACACUAAGGAGGAAAUUGAUUGGAGCUACAUUGAGUUUGUCGACAACCAAGAUGUUUUAGAUCUAAUUGAGAAGAAACCUGGUGGCAUUAUUGCUCUGCUUGAUGAAGCUUGUAUGUUCCCAAAAUCAACUCAUGAGACAUUCUGUAAUAAGCUCUAUCAGACUUUCAAAGUUCAUAAGCGCUUCAUCAAGCCAAAAUUAUCCCGUACAGAUUUUACUGUUGGACAUUAUGCUGGAGAGGUUCAAUACCAGUCUGACCAUUUCUUAGACAAAAAUAAAGACUAUGUUGUACCAGAGUAUCAGGAUCUUUUAGGUUCUUCCAAAUGUCCUUUUGUAGCAGGGCUUUUCCCUCCAAUAGCUGAAGAGAGCUCGAAAUCUUCGAAGUUUUCUUCCAUUGGUUCGCGUUUUAAGUUGCAACUACAACAAUUGAUGGAGACUCUAAAUGCUACUGAACCUCACUACAUUAGAUGUGUAAAGCCAAAUAAUCUUCUUAAACCAGCUAUAUUUGAAAAUCAGAACAUCUUGCAGCAGCUACGUUGUGGUGGUGUCUUAGAGGCAAUCAGGAUCAGCUGUGCUGGUUAUCCUACACGCCGUCCUUUUUUUGAAUUCUUGAACAGAUUUGGGCUUCUUGCAACUGAAGCUUUGCAAGGCAGUUAUAACGAAAAAUCGGCAUGCCAGAAGAUUUUGGAAAAGAAAGGGAUCAAAGGUUUUCAGGUGGGCAAAACAAAAAUCUUCCUAAGAGCAGGUCAAAUGGCUGAACUGGAUGCUCGUCGAACAGAAGUUCUUAGUUCUGCAGCAAAAAUUAUACAACAGCGGAGACGAACACAUAUUGCUCGUAAACAGUUUAUGGCUACGAUAGAUGCUUCCAUACAGCUGCAAUCAUUUUGCAGAGGCAGAUUAGCGUCCAAACAUUUCGUGAGAAUAAAAGCAGAAGCAGCUGCUUUAAAAGUUCAACGGAACACACGCAGGUUCAUUGCUAGAAAAGCUUACAGCACACUCCAGAGAUCUGUUCUUGUUAUACAAACAGGUUUACGUAGCAUGGACGCCCAUAAUAAAUUUAGAUUUAUGAGAGGAACUAAAGCUGCGACUAUUAUUCAGGCUCGGUGCCGGAGUCAUAGAGCUUCAUCUUACUAUAAAGAUCUGAAAAGGGGAGCCAUAGUUACACAAUGUCGAUGGAGGGGGAGAGUAGCCAAAAGAGAACUACGGAUGCUUAAAAAGGCUGCAAGGGAUACAGGUGCACUCAAAGAGGCUAAAGAUAAACUAGAAAAACAGUUAGAGGAACUCACGUGGCGGUUGCAGCUCGAAAAACGAUUGAGGGCUGACUUGGAAGAAGCCAAAAAUCAAGAGAUGGCGAAGUUGCGGAGUUCUAUGGAAGAAAUGCAGAAGAAAGUUGAUGAAAUGAGUGCUCUAGUUGUUAAGGAACGGGAGGCUGCCAAAAAGGCAAUUGAAGAAGCACCUCCUGUUAUCCAGGAAACCCCAGUUUAUGUUGAAGAUACUGCAAAAAUUGAAUCUUUAAAUGGAGAAGUUGAAAAUUUAAAGGCUUCUUUGCAAAAUGAACAGGAAACUUCUGAAGAAUUGCGAAAGAAUUAUGCUCUGGCACAGGAAUCUGUUGAGGAGAGGAGUGCAAAAUUAGAGGAGGCAGAAAAGAAAAAUCAACAAUUACAGGAAUCAUUGAAAGGGGUGGAAGAGAAGCUGAAUAAUGUGGAGUCAGAGAAUAAAGUUCUUCGUCAACAGGCUGUAUCAAUGGCGCCAAAUAAAUUUCUCUCCGGACGCUCUAAAUCAAUCAUGCAGAGGUCUGAUAGUAGCAAAGGAUUUGGGGAUGUUAAGCUACAUGUGGAGGUGCACAGCCCCCGUAGCCCAACAUUGUCAACUCCCCGUAGCCCAACAUUUUCAACUCCCCGUAGCCCAACAUUUUCAGAAGCUGAUGACAAACCUCAGAAAUCACUUAAUGAGAAGCAACAGGAAAAUCAGGAGUUGCUCAUUCGCUGUAUAUCUCAGCACUUGGGCUUUUCUGGAAACAGGCCGAUAGCAGCUUGUAUCAUCUACAAGUGCCUUCUACAAUGGAGAUCAUUUGAAGUUGAGCGGACAAGUGUGUUUGACCGUAUCAUCCAGACCAUAGGUCAUGGUAUUGAGAGAAUCCAAGACAACAAUGAUAUGCUGUCUUAUUGGUUAUCAAAUGCUUCGACCCUACUGUUGCUCCUCCAGCGUACCCUGAAAGCAAGUGGUGCAGCUGGAAUGGCUCCUGUACGCCGUCGGUCUUCCUCAGCCACUUUGUUUGGCAGGAUGUCAAUUUCACAAAGCUUCCGAGGAACUCCAGCAGGAGUAAAUCUUCCUGGCCUGCCUGGUGGAGUAGAGAGCUUACGCCAGGUAGAAGCCAAAUACCCUGCCUUGCUGUUCAAGCAGCAACUUACAGCGUUUGUUGAAAAGAUCUAUGGAAUGAUAAGAGAUAAUCUAAAGAAGGAGAUAUCUCCGUUGCUUGGUUUGUGUAUUCAGGCACCAAGAACUUCUAGAGCGAGCUUAGUUAAGGGGUCGUCACGUUCAGUCACGAACACAGCAGCCCAGCAAGCUUUGAUUGCUCACUGGCAGGGAAUAGUGAACAGCCUGGGGAACUUUUUAAACACUUUAAAAGCGAAUCAUGUACCACCUAUGUUAGUCCGCAAGGUGUUCACACAGAUAUUUUCGUUUAUCAAUGUUCAACUAUUCAACAGUCUUCUAUUGAGACGAGAAUGCUGCUCAUUUAGUAAUGGGGAAUAUGUUAAAGCAGGACUGGCUGAAUUAGAUCAGUGGUGUGGCACAGCAACUGAAAAGUAUUCAGGUUUAGCUUGGGAUGAGCUUAAGCAUAUUAGACAGGCUAUUGGAUUUCUGGUUGUACACCAAAAACCGAAGAAAUCAUUGGAUGAGAUAAGUCAUGAACUUUGCCCAGUGCUGAGCAUUCAGCAAUUGUAUCGGAUCAGUACAAUGUACUGGGAUGAUAAGUAUGGCACACACAGCGUAUCUUCAGAAGUUAUAUCCAAUAUGAGACUGUUGAUGACGGAAGAUUCAAAUAAUGCAGUAAGCAAUUCCUUUUUGUUGGAUGAUGAUUCCAGCAUACCUUUCUCAGUAGAUGAGAUAUCGAAGUCAAUGGACCAGAUAGACAUUGCUGACGUCGACCCUCCUCCACUAAUGGGUGAGAACUCGGGCUUCAGCUUUUUGCUACCGCGCAUUUGUGAGUAGGAUGAUAAAUAUAACAUAAAUUCCUGGUCUUCUCACCUCAGUUUAAAGAUGUCUGAAUUCCAAUUAUAGUUGUAAUUUAGAGCAGAACUUGUUUUAGGAUCCCUUUUUGGAGGAAGUUUGGUUUAUUGUAUUCCAUUCCAAACCGGAUUAAAUUAAAAGGUUUGCAAGUAGAAGUUUAACAAUGGCUAUUCAUCCCUCCUAGUAAGAGUUAGUUGAGGGAUAAGCUGGAACUGUUAUGGUUACAGUGAUCAGGUUAUAUCUGAUUUUUUAAGUAUAUUCCUUCAGAA